AUGGCAAAUGAAAUUGUAGUUGAUGCGUUGCCAUAUAUUGAUCAAGGUUAUGAUGAAACAGGAGUCCGAGAAGCGGCACUGGCUAUGGUAGAAGAAGAAACUAGACGCUAUAGACCAACAAAAAAUUACUUAGAACACUUGCCUCAACUUAAUAUAACAUCGUUUGAAACCGAUGUAAUGAAGCACGAAUUUGAACGGCUGCAAAACCGGUUGCCGAUGGAAGUUUUGAGCAUGAAAAGAUACGAGUUACCGCCACCUCCUCCAGGAAAAAUGAAUGAUCUGACAGCAUGGAAUGAAAGUGUUGAAAACAGCUGUGCGCAAUUGGAGCACCAAGCUACUAGAAUUUGUAAUUUGGAACUUAUAAUGGAUUAUGGUUGUGAAGCGUGGAAAUCUCACUUGGAAGUUUUAGUUCAAAUGGUCAGUCAAGCUCAAAAACAACUUCAAACACUUCGCAAGAGUAUUCAAGAAAUAAAUUGGCAACGUAAAUCCAUGCAAACGCAAGGAGGUGAAAAAUUGCGAGCUCUUGAAUCUCAAUGGGUUGGUUUGGUAUCGAAAAAUUAUGAAAUAGAACAAGCGUGCGUGCAGUUAGAGCAAGAAAUAUAUAACAUUAUGCAAUCAAGAACUGAGUCAGUUGAAAUUAACGACGUUCCUACUGAUUUGCAAGAGCCUGGAGAACCAGAAACUAGUGCAUCGGAAAAAUCGAUAAUAGAAGCGAAUCAAGACAGUGAAAAUGCCGAACAAGUUAAUGAAAAUGUUGCUGAAGAAGAAGUUGUAAAUAAUGAAGCAAAUGAACAGGAUAAUUAA
Cotesia congregata is the source of this 804-nucleotide messenger RNA. The record is from the annotation of a GenBank genome assembly. Lineage: Eukaryota; Metazoa; Arthropoda; Insecta; Hymenoptera; Braconidae.